This is a messenger RNA of Xenopus tropicalis (tropical clawed frog), 4477 nucleotides long. It is a transcript of the gene lman1, whose product is annotated as lectin, mannose binding 1. Gene Ontology annotation, molecular function: carbohydrate binding. Gene Ontology annotation, cellular component: endomembrane system; membrane; endoplasmic reticulum-Golgi intermediate compartment membrane. Lineage: Eukaryota; Metazoa; Chordata; Amphibia; Anura; Pipidae. The record is from RefSeq and is marked validated.
CUACGUCAGCAUUGGGCAAGAUGGCGGAGCCCAUACAGCAGGAGCAGCUCCGUGUGGCAACCGGGCUCCGUUCCCUUCUUUUUCUGUGGCUGCUAAGCUUGGUGGGAGCCAAUGAAGUUCAGUCGGCACAGGACACCCCGCACCGCCGGUUUGAGUAUAAAUACAGCUUCAAGGGUCCUUACCUAGUACAGAGUGAUGGUUCUGUGCCAUUCUGGAGCCACACUGGCAACGCCAUUCCCAGCGCCGAUCAGAUUCGGAUAACUCCAUCUUUAAAAAGUCAGAAAGGAUCGGUGUGGACAAAAGCCAUAGCAAACUUUCAGAACUGGGAACUGGAAGUGACGUUCCGAAUCACCGGACGGGGCAGAAUAGGGGCUGACGGAUUGGCAAUCUGGUACACUGCCGCCCAAGGGCUUGAAGGAGAUGUCUACGGUGCAGCUGAUUCCUGGAACGGCGUUGGGAUAUUUUUUGACUCCUUUGAUAAUGAUGGAAAGAAAAACAAUCCUGCCAUAUUGGCUGUGGGUAACAACGGCAAGCUUCAGUAUGACCACCAGAAUGAUGGCGCCACACAGGCUUUGGCUUCAUGUCUAAGGGAUUUCCGGAAUAAACCUUACCCAGUGAGAGCAAAGAUCACGUAUUAUAAAAAGAUAUUAACGAUAAUGAUUAACAAUGGCUUUACACCAGAUAAAGAGGACUAUGAGUUCUGUGCCAAAGUGGAAAACAUGAUUCUCCCAAGCCAAGGUUACUUUGGCAUAUCUGCGGCUACUGGGGGCCUGGCAGAUGAUCAUGACGUGCUCUCCUUCCUGACUUUCCAACUGACUGAACCUGGAAAGGAAGCUCCCCCGCCCGACACAGAGAUUCCAAAGGAAGAAAAGGACAAGUACCAGGAAGAAUUUGACAACUUCCAACAAGAGCUGGAUAAGAGGAAAGAGGAGUUUCAGAAGGAUCACCCCGAGGCAGCGGAGCAACCAGUGGAUGACAUGUAUGAGUCUGUAAACGACCGCGAGCUCCGACAAAUCUUCGAGGGUCAGAACCGCAUUCAUCUAGAAAUAAAGCAGCUCAACAGGCAGUUGGACAUGAUCCUCGACGAGCAGAGAAGAUAUGUGACAGCGGUCACCGAUGAGAUUGCCAAGAGAGGUGCCGGAGAUGGAGCCGGAACAGGCGGCCCUGGUCAUCAGCAACAGUUUGCACCUGCGGACCUGCAGUUCCUGCUCAGCACUCAGAGGGAAGUCUUACAGCAGAUGGCGGAUAUGAGGAGCUCUAUAAGCGAGACUGUGCGGCACGUUAGCGGAAAUAAGCACCUAGGCACGGGGGGUUAUGAGUCGACGCAGCACUUCAACGAUAUCAAGGAGCAUCUCCACGUCGUAAAGAGGGACAUUGAGCAUCUGGUGCAGAAGAGCUUGCCACAUGAGGUACAGAAGUGUCCAGAAGUGCCUCCAUUUCCCUCCUGUUUAACCACAACCCACUUCUUUAUAUUUGUGGCUAUACAGACAGUGUUAUUCCUUGGCUACAUUAUGUACAGGAGUCAGCAGGAAGCAGCCGCCAAGAAGUUCUUUUGAUGACGCAUUUGCGAGGUCUACGUCCGUCCGUCAGGAUGCGCCAAGCGUACGUUUGUACACGAGGAACUUUUUUUUUUAGUAACGAGAUGCUUCAUUAGAUUAAAUUAUUGAAUUCUUGUGGAACAAAAUGAACUUAUUGUUUAUUAGUCUCCGGCAAUCGAAAUUGGGCACAAAAUGAAAACUUUUUUUUUUUUUUUAAACAAAACUUUUUAAACCCUUGUCCAUUAAAGAGGCUCCAUUUGUUUAUUUUUAUGAAUUACCUGUGUAAAAAUCUUCCUCAGGGCCACCAAUUUAUUUUUUUUUGUGGAUUUUAAAGGGGAACUAAAGCUCUGAAACGCCUUUACUUCUAUAGCUUAAUUUAUACCAGCUUCUAUGCCACUUUGUAUGAACAGCAACCCUAUGCCAGCCACCCUCAGUAUCAGCCAACAAUAUGUAUAAACAAUAAUACCCUGCGGCCAAGGGCCUUGCCCCAGCUAAGUAACCAAUAGGAGCAGUUAUUUCAGGCAAUUCAAGAUCUGGGCAUAGGGGUUUCUGUAUAACCAUAGGCCAUUUUCCACUGACUAAUGGGAAGCCCCAUGAGUGGGCUUUUAGGGGAAGCUCACAGCUUCAGCCAAUCAGAAGCCCCCCUUAUGCUGUAAUUCUACUCUACAAGCGUAAUUUCCCUGUACUGAUCUAGUUUAAUUGAAUAAAAAGUAUUUUGCAGCUUAGAGAAGAAAUGUUUUAGGGAAAAAAUGUUAUUUUUUAUUAUUAGUGCGGAUAAUUGGGGAAAGGAUCAGAAAUAAGCUUAUGAGCAUAGCUGUCCAACAGGGACGCAGGAGCAGCGACUUCCGGCUAAAGCGAUACCGACACUUUAGGAAGGUGACACUGACGUCUUCCUGUAAAAAAAAUAAAUACUGUGGGAGGCGUCGCUGUCUGUUUAAAUGUGGUGCAAAUGUGAAUCAGCCUCACCAUCACAGUGGAUCAUUUUGUUGUGCAAAAUAGGGAUAUUUGCCUCAAAGAGGUGAUGCGAGAGAAUGUUAGAUGUAGGACAGACUGGCGCCACUUGGGCGACUGGCUGCCCCUUCCGGAUGGUGACAAUAUUUGGAGGGCCCCCAGUUUCUCAUCUGUGGCCCAAAUAGAAACAAGACCACUACUGUCUUUAUAUAUAUAUAUAUAUAUAUAUAUAUGAUGUAUGUAUGAUCGUUUCUACUCCUGAAAUGCAAUGUAUCACCGUUUGUAUGUGCAUCGGCCUCCGCAGUCGUAAUGUUGCCAUAAACACCUUUGUGUUAUAUAAGCUGUGAUCUUUUUUUAGUUUAUCCUUAAUAUCUGAUCAUUCAUAUCUAUGAGCCAAAUUGUAACCUUGACUACGUUCCUGCUCAGCAGCCGCACUUUCCUUCCUGUCAAUCAUGUGACCUGCAGCAGUCUUUCCAACACUUGGAUGUUGCUUUGUGGCAAAGAAUCUCCCUCUCCAUACCUUUGCUCAGAGUAGAAGGGACUGUACCAGAAACACUUCUUUAAGACCAAAUAAAGUCACAUCAGAGAGUGGAACAGGUAAAAGCUGCUUGAUUUUAUGAAAUAGUUCAGCAAACAAUAUUAUAUUGAUAUCUCCGUCUGAUGUUUAACUCCUUAUGGUACUCAGUGUUGUUAAAUUAGCCCUCAUUAUGUUUUGGGCCACUGAGCAUGUGCAGUGCCACUGACACAAAGGAAGGCCACACAAGACUCAAGAUGGGGAGCUCCAAUGGACGGCUCUGAAGGCCUGGAUCAUUACAGUUUUAGGACUGUCUGCACCGUGGGCUGGUACAGUGAGGUCUGUUUAUGGAAUACAGUAUUUCUAGCCAGAGUCAUUAUUAGGCUUUAGUUCUCCUUUAAGGAACACUGUUUUACCCGGAUGUUCUGUUCUGUUACCAAAAGUGUUGUUAUUGAUGUUUGCUGCCUUAAUUACACAUUGUCCCAUACCAGAUGGUGCUUCUGUAUUUUGUUUUCUGUAACGAGACCCCAUUGGCUCAUACAGUGCUUCGGUAAACACCAUUUGGUCUAGAACCUUGUGGUUCCGUGACCUUAUUACACGGGCCAUUCUUUCCUCUCACGUUGCUACUUUUGUGCCACUUGUAUAAACAUUUACUGAGGAUUUACCCGCUAACGGGGAAGCUCCUAAUCUGAUCUGCCCCGAAUUAAAGGCAAAGCUCCUAAUCUGAUUUUGCCAGAAUUAAAGGGAAAGUGUAAUUAAAUAUUUGUAUCUUUUUCUAAGUGCCUUAUGAAGCUCCUCCUUAUUUUACCCCUCGCGGCUUGAAGUCUAAAAUGCUACUUGUACCAAAAUGCCAAUUCUCUGCUUGGUUUCUACAGCAGCCUGAGAGCUGCCCCUGUUCCCAACCGGAAGAACAUACAGUUGUAUCACUGGGCUCGGUUUCAAUAUGUGUGUCUUCUAUUUGCCCUUCUACCACUGGGAUGUGGGCAGGCCUUAACUGAAUUAAGAAGAAAAUGGGUGAUGGUGACCUGACAGUCUAAAGCACAAACUCUGAGGGUACAGUGGCCUUUUACUGAGUCUCAGACUGCGCUGCCUCCCUACAUAUUGCAGCCAGCCAAUCAAGGUGGGAGGAAGCUGUACUGGUACAUAAGCACGGUCAGGCUGCAGGUGUUUUGUGACUUGCUGCCAGUAUGGGUUGGGGGGUCUGGUACCCCUGGCCCCCACUGCAGCCAUAGUUUACCCCCAUUAGUUACACCACCCACAUGUCAAACCAAAAAAAUAAUUUUUUGCCUAAAAAGAAAAUAUAAUUCUAAGCAACUUUCCAGUAUGAAUAUUUGUAAAUGUAAUUGCUAUUGAAACUGUCUGUCUCCUCCGGCGAAUCAAGUUUGUCUCCUCCGGCGAAUCAAGUCUGUCUGUCUCCUCCGGCGAGUCAGGUCUGUCUGUCUCCUCCGGCGAGUCAGGUCUGUCUGUCUCCUCC